AGAGCUGGACUGCAGUUCAUUUACAGCAAUACUUGUCGUUGCAAAUAAUGACAUAUUGCCUUUGGAUUGUGUUAUUUAACAUCUGGCAACCAAAUGUCCAGUACUCCUUAUAUUUGAGCCAACACAACUACAGAAGCCAGAUGUGCCUGUAAGCACAGACCCUGCGCCAUGAAAUCGAUGCUCCUGCUGUGGGUUUUGACAUGCAUGGCUGUGGUGUCUGGUCAGCCCAACUACAUCCCCGAUGAAGACUGGGUCAACAUGUAUAGACAGGGCUUCAACUUCCAGUGCCCCCACGGGGAAGUCGUCGUGGCCAUCAGGAGUUACUUCAGCAAAGAGGAGGGUUCGGACAGGCUUUGGACCUUUGAGUGCCAGCCUACCCCGGUUGGAAUGGGAGAGCCCACUGAGUGCUGGUGGGACGACAUCAACCGAGCUGGAAUGGAAUGGUACUCGACCUGCUCCGGGAAUGGGCUGGUGGCUGGAAUCCAAAGCCAGUACUUCGGUGAAGUCCUAGACCGCGAGUGGCAGUUUUACUGCUGUAGAUACAGUCGCAGAUGCCCUUAUUCAUGUUGGAUGACCAAUGAUGUCCCUUCGUACUACAAAGAAGAGGCAGAUAUGGUCAUUCAGAACUACGGCUACUUUAUCAGGGGGGCAGCCACUACAUUCAGCGGUGUUCUCAGAGAUCGAAAAUGGAAGUACAUUUUAUGCAGGAUGACAGAGUUCGACUGUGAUUUUGAAAACUUUUAGAAGCCUCCUCUUAUUAUAGACUUACAUUGUUGAAAUUGUUUCAGCAUGUAUUGGAAAUACAGUAUUUUUUCAGCCUUCAUGACAUACUAGAUUUCUAACAGUUGAAAUCAUCAGUUAAGUCCUGUUCUUGUAAUUUGAGUAUAAACACUAUCUGUAAUCUACGUUUUUUUUCCUCAUCUCAACAUCUGGCUCUGUUCUUUAAUCACCAAUAACAAAUAUGAGACGUUCGUUUUUUUUAACUCUUCACUUUAGUUAAAUGUCUUGGCCUUUUCAUGUAACUUUUCACUUGUUGUGCUCAGUGAAGUUCCUAUUGUUCACUACUUCCUGAACCUACCAGUAAAUCAAAUCAAUACAGCACUGCAUACUGUAUUGUCUCUACUUCAAAUUUCAAAACCCAGAGAAUGCUUUUAGACAAUGGACUUAUGGACAAAGGACAAAGCAGCUCUUCAAUAACCUAUAUAUGUUUUAAAAUAGUGGAUGUUAGAAUUAGUGGGACACUCAACUCCUUCAACCCAGAAAGCUGUGGAGUCCGUAGACACACAUUCAGAAAUUUGUACCUGCCCUGCUGAAAACAUUUUCCUCUUGCAGAGUAAGCCUUUUCCAUGGAGAUCUGCCAUUAUCAGUACAGUAUAGAGUUCUAAACACACUUCCUGUCAGUACUGUGCCAUAAUUUUGGAUUUUAUCCCUGUUAAGACCUUUAAACUAUUUAUCCAUAUGAAAAUAUAUACUUCAAAGCAUGAAAUCAAUAAUUAGUCUUUCAUAGGGACUAUAACUUUUUUAGUUAUUAUUUAGCAUUUACAGAUGAAAUACUUUGUGUAGCAUAAUACAUUUAAUAUACAAUAUGUCAUGGGACAAGACAAUUUCAAGUCCCGGCAAUUUCUCACACCCUUAAAAUUGUAAAUUAUGUGAUUACCAAACAGUUGUUAAUGUAUUUUGACAUAAUUCCACAUAAGUAGAUGUUUUUAAAAGCCCACUUUUUAUGAUAUGUUGUAAAGUAAAAUUACUUUCCUACUCUUUCUCAGUUACUUCUAAACUGAAUAUGCUUGUACAAGUUUAGGCUAAACAUUUUUUGUUAUGUUCUUUGGUCACAUUUCACACUUGAAAUCUCCCUUUCUUUAUACCUGUCUUGAUGAAUUACCUCAAUGCAAUUGUGUGUCUAUUCUAUAUUUUUCACUGCCUACCUUAUGUCAUCCUUGUAUUACUUUGUUGGUCUUCUAGAAAGAAAAAAACGUUUUUGAUGUAGUCUUCAGAAUUCCUGGCAGCCAUCAGUAAUAAAAAUGUUACUGUAA
This is a messenger RNA of Lepisosteus oculatus (spotted gar), 2033 nucleotides long. RefSeq names its product dermatopontin (gene dpt). Lineage: Eukaryota; Metazoa; Chordata; Actinopteri; Semionotiformes; Lepisosteidae. Gene Ontology annotation, biological process: collagen fibril organization. Gene Ontology annotation, cellular component: extracellular matrix. The record is from RefSeq and is a predicted model, not a curated record.